Messenger RNA from Eutrema salsugineum, 489 nucleotides. Its product is annotated as acyl-protein thioesterase 1 homolog 2. NCBI's taxonomy places the organism in Eukaryota, Viridiplantae, Streptophyta, Magnoliopsida, Brassicales, Brassicaceae. The transcript has 6 exons. The coding region runs from base 1 to 489 and encodes 162 amino acids. Gene Ontology annotation, molecular function: hydrolase activity. The record is from RefSeq and is a predicted model, not a curated record.
AUGAACAACGUGUACAUUGUUGAGCCUAUAGGAGUUCAUAAAGCCACUAUAGUCUGGCUGCACGACAUCGGGCUCAAAGGCGUCGACUCAGUUCAGCCUCUGCAAAGUUUGGGUCUUCCCAAUAUAAAAUGGAUUUGUCCGACUGCUCCUACACGCCGUGUUACUUCUUUGGGUGGAGAAGAAACCACUGCAUGGUGCGAUAUCACAAAAGUUUCAGAGAGCAUGCAUCAUGAUUUUGAAGCUUUAGAUAAUGUGAAUUCAUUUGUUGCUGGCCUUUUCUCUUCCGAACCAGAACAUGUUAUUAAAGGUGUGGGAGGUGUCGGCUUGGUUGCAGCACAAGCUCUCUACUUUGCGAGUAACUAUACCUUUGGAGGAGUCACCAUAAACCUAAAAAUUGUUGUAGGGAUCAACGGUUGGCUUCCUAGCUGGACACCUUGCGAAACGAUAUGUAUUCUGCCUUUGGGACUUUUGUUCGUGCCGGAUCGCUAA